AUGAAAGACAAAAACCAAACACAAAAUGAUAGGAAUUUUUAAAUAAAUGGAAAGCAAAUAGUAUUUAAAUUAUAUAAAAUAUAUAAAUAAUUUAAUGAAAAUAAAGAAAAACAAAUAAUAUCAAAGAGUAAACGUACAAUGUGGACAAAAGGAGGUACAGAAUUCAUGAAUGGAGUUAUUUUAAAAAUCCAACAAUCAUAUGGUUGCUAAUAAAACUUAUUUAAGAAAAAUUUAUAUAUUAUAAAUAAUAAUAUAUUAAUAUAUACAUGCGGGAAGCAUAUAAUAUAAUACCAUAUGCAAUAAUAAAAGCAGACUAUUAUAAUUAAAAGUAUUGAAGAUGAACAAGUAGUAGCUAUGAAUUACUAUUAUAAUAUCUAAAGAGAAAAAUUAAAAAUUGCAUGUGGUUUAUAAAGUACUUAAGAUAAAUAUUCUUAAAUAAAAAUUUAUAAGCAAAAACAAUAAAAAAAUGAAUGUAAAAUAUUAUUACAUUCCCAUAUAGAACUAAAUUAAAUUAUACAAGAUAUAAGUUUUAUUUUGAAAGGAAAAUAUUUAGUUUCAACAACUAAAUCAUAAUAAAAAGAUAAUAUUUGUUAUGUAAAUAUUUGGAAUUUAAAAACUCAAACAUGUCUAAGUUUUCAAAAACUUUAAGAAAAUUUGAAUUUCAUUGUUUGUCCGAAUUAAAAAUAUAAUGAAUUUUUACUUAUAAAUAAUAAAUUAAUUUAAUUUUGGUAAUACUAAUUUGAAGAAUAAACUUUAACUAAUUCAGAUUUUGAGCCUAUUUUUUUAGAAGAAAACGAAUAUAUAAUAGAAGUUGAAUAUUUAGUGGACUCCUCAUAUUUAGCAGUUAUAACAACUAGAAACACUUUAUAUAUAUUCCAAAAUAAUAAUUAUAUUUAAAAAAUAGAUUUAUAAUAAUAAGAAGAUAUAUAAUGCAAAUGUAUUUGUGUAAAGAUGUAUAAAUUCAAUUAAGAUACUUAUUAAUUGAUUUUUCAUUAAUAAAUUAAUUUUGAAAAAAAAGACUAAAAUGAUUUCCAUAUGUUAGCAAUUUAAUAAAUUCAUUGUAAUUUUCUUGAAAAUUAAAUUGCAUUUAGUUAUUUAUAUAAAGAAAAAAAUAUUCAUUCUUAAAAUGAUAUUUAAUUUAUUUUAAAUUAACCAAAUGAAUAAAAUAGAUUUAAUAUAAAAAUCGGUUUUGGAGUUUGUGAUCUAAAUUUAAUUAAUGAUAAUUAAUUUUAUUUAAAGGAAAACGCUAUUCAUUAUGUUUUUCCUUUGGGAACUUUUAAAGGAAGAAUAUUAGAUUUGGCUGUUUGCCCAACUAAAAAUGCUGUUUUUGGGAUUUGUGAAGAUAAACAAAUUAAAAUUUGGAGUUUUUAAAAAUAUUUAAAUAGUUUUGUUUGCACUUUUUCACAUUUUUUUAGUUAAUAACCUUAUUCUAUUUCAACAGAUCCUUUUUAUAUAUAAUUAGCAGUUUCUUUUAAAGAAGAAAUUCGAAUUUUCAUAAUAUUAGAAAAUGAAUUUAGACAUAUUAUUUCAUAUCCUUUAAAAUAAUGUUAUUGUGUAAGGUAUAGUAAUGGAGGAAAUUAUUUAGCCGCAUCUAAUUAAGCAAAUAUUAAUAUUUAUAAUCCAUAUAAUUUCUAACUUCUUUUCACAUUACAUGGAAAUUAUGGUCAGAUUAAAAGAAUAGAAUGGUUACAAAAUGAUACAAUAUUAUAAACUACAUGCGUUUUGAAUUCUUUAAAAUUAUGGAAUAUAUUAAAUCAAUAAAAAAUAAUUGAUUAUUAUGAAAAAUCAGGAUCAAAAUAUACAGCAUUAAAUUAUGAUUAAUAUUAUGACUUAUUAAUAAAAUGUACAAAAGACAAAAAAGUAAAAUUAUGUAAAGAUAGAGGAUUAACCCAAAUAUAUGAAUUGGAAAUAUAGCCUUUAAACUUUAUUUAUUGUAAUAUUUUAAGAAGCUUAAAUGUAAUAGUAUUUGGAACCACAUAAGGCAGUAUAAGAAUUUAUUUAUGGCCUUUUGAUAUAAAUUUAAAAGCUUAAGAAUUUUUAGAAAUAGCUGUCCAUUAAGAAGAAGUAACUAGUAUAGAAAUAUGCAGAAAUUACGAAUUUUUAUUUAGUGGAAGUAAGGAUGGCUCUUUGUAUUUUUUGAAAAUGAAGUAGUAUAUGUACGGCUAAGAAAUAAAUAUUAUGAAAGAAAAGAGAAUAAAAAGAAUCUAAAAAUUAAAUAAUUAAUUUUAAAAUAAUAUAGAAAAUAAUUCUUUUGUGUCUUUAAAAAGAGAAGAAAGUCAAGACAAAAAAAACUAAGAAAAUGUGCUUUUCGAAGAAUCUAAUGAUGAAUUUGAUUUAUUUCUUUUAAAUUAAUUAUGUCUUUAGAGCGAGUAAAUUGUUAUUUAAGCAAAAGAUAAAGUCAAAGAACUCUAUUUUAAAUUAAAUAGUAAUUUAAAUGAUAUCGAAGAUGAAAAAGGAAAAAGAGAGAAAGCUACUGAAAUCGAAAUGGAAAAAAUUUAAAAAGAAUAUUAAAAAAUGAAAUAAUAAUAAGAAGAAAAAUUAGAAAAUUUAAAGCUUUUCUGGGAUUAAAAAAUUUAAAAAAUUAAAAAUAAAAUUGCAGAAUAAUAGAAAUUUUUUGAAUAAUAAUCGGAAGAAUAAGAAGAAUAUUACAGCUCUAUAUUAAUUUAAUAUUAUUAAGAAGAUAAUCGAAUAUCAGAUAUUAUUAAAUAAGAAUAAGAAAAAAGUUAAAUUUAAAUAGAAGAUAAAGAAAAAAGUUAUUUGAUAUUAUAAAAUAAAUAAAAAGAAAAAUAUUAAGAAAAAAUUAACUAAUAAGAAAAUGAAUAUUCUAAUUUACUAGUGAAUAUUAAAAUGAGCUAAAAAUAAUUUGAAGAAGUCUAAAGAUAAGAAAAAUAAGAGUUUUAAGAAUAUUUAUAGUUGCUAAAUAAAAAAUUAAAAACCUAAAAAGAAAUGGAAAUUAAAAAAAAUGAAAAUUUAAGGAAAUAAAAUACUCAAAAAUAAAAGGCUAUUGAAUAAUUCUAAACUUAAUAGUAAAUGUAUGAAAUUUAAAUUAAAGAUCUUCUUUUGGAUAUUUAAAAAUAAGAAAAAAACUAUAUUUAAUAUUAAUAAAGAUAUUAAAAUAUUACAGUUAAUUAUUUAUUUAUUUUUUAAAAAAUUAAAUUAAUAUUAUAAUAAAGUCUUAACUAAAAGAAAAAGAAAAUAUAAUUAAUUUAUAAGAAGAAGAUAUUCUGA
Ichthyophthirius multifiliis is the source of this 3228-nucleotide messenger RNA. RefSeq lists its product as hypothetical. Lineage: Eukaryota; Ciliophora; Oligohymenophorea; Hymenostomatida. Gene Ontology annotation, molecular function: protein binding. The transcript is spliced from 6 exons. The record is from RefSeq and is a predicted model, not a curated record.